AGCAGACUGAUCCAGCAGAUCAGUUCCAAUGUUUUGCACCUGAUAGAUGCCAAACGUUAAUUUUUUGUUCUAUCCAACAGAAAAGCAAAGUCCAGGAAGAACAAAGAAGAAAUAAGAAUGAAGGUCACUGGAAUCAGAGAUGCUGAAAUGAAAAACCAUUCUGCCAUCACAGAGAUUAUCCUACUGGGCCUUACAGAUUCCCCCAAACUGCAGAUAUUUCUCUUCUUGGUGUUUGCAAUCAUCUAUGUUGCAGCUGUGGUGGCCAAUGUCAUCCUUAUCUUUAUCAUAUCUACUUUCAAGAAACUCCACACACCCAUGUACUUCCUCAUAUUCAAUUUGUCAUUACUGAAUAUAUUCUCUGUCUCCGUGACAGUUCCUAGGUUACUCCAAAGUCUCUGGACUCAUAGAAAAAGAAUUUCAUUUAAUGGGUGCAUCAUACAGAUAUUUUUCAUUAUAUGGGCCUUGGGGUCAGAAUUGGUCCUUCUCUCAUUUAUGGCUUUUGACCGCUAUGCUGCCAUCUGCCACCCUUUGCAUUACACCAUUAUCAUGAGGAAAGAAGUAUGUGUUGGCAUAGCAGCCAUUGUAUGGAUUACUGGAAUGAUAAAUACUGCUGUAAAUACUGGAGUUCUCGUGAAGCUUUCCUUUUGUGAUUCCAAUGUUAUAAAUCAUUUUUACUGUGAUAUCCCUAUAGUAUUACAUCUUUCAUGUUCAGAUACUAGCAUAAAUGAAUUUAUGACAAAGAUUGCCGAUGUGGUUUAUGGCAUGUGUACCUGUGGGUUGACUCUAACUUCCUAUUUUUUUAUAUUGAAGACUAUCUUCAAAAUCCGUUCUAAUGAAGGGAAGAAGAAAACUUUCUCCACAUGUUCUUCACAUCUCUUUGUAAUUAGUUUUUAUUUUUCUGCAAUCAUCUACACAUACAUGAGGCCCUCUUCUGUCUAUUUCCUAGAUAAGGACAAGUUUGUGUCUCUUAUUUAUUCAGUGAUAACUCCAGUUAUCAAUCCACUCAUAUAUUCUUUGAGAAACAAAGAUGUUAAAGAAGCAAUGAAAAUGUUUACUGUCAAUCUAAGUGUGCGCCCAAAAUCUUAAAUUUCAUCAGUAAAAUAUUCCUACAAUACUAGUGAGCAUUAAACAAUGUUUCUUCAUAUAUUACAUAUUGUACUGAAGAGUCUCUUUGUUGGUAUAAAAAUACAAUCAUCCUUAUCAUAUAUUGUAACAAAACUGGAUUUCAAAUAUUUUGUUUUCAUGAUUAUUACAUUGAUACAUUAUCUUAUUUCUUGUUUUCAAAAAUACUUCUUAAGCCUUUUCUUCCAAGUAAUACAGAAAUACAAUGAAAACCUAAUUAUUUGUAUCAUCAUACAUACAAAUAUCUUAGAUAAGGAUUAUUUGAUGAGGCAUUCCCUUAAAACAUUCUAGAAAUACCUGAAGCUACAUUCAUAGUACAUUUUGAAGAUUUCUGAUUUGGGAAUCAGUAUUUUUUUGAAAGGGAGGGUUAUAUAGGAAAAUUGGGAGAGAAAUUAAAAGCCCCAAUGUUUGUAGCUCAGGUAGAAAUGAGGUGUUCUUGGUGUUCUCCGAGCAUGGUUGUUUUCUUGUAAACAUUUCAUUACUCAAAUAAGUAACCUCAUUAGUGCUAGCACUAGCACUGAUAAUAUUAUCUAAUUUGGGUAAUGAAACAUCUGGAAGAAAACAACCAAGCUCAGAUUAACAUCAAGAAUCCCUGAAAUUAAAAAUACUUGAUUCAUGAGAAAAUCAUCAUACACUCACAAGUUUGGAUGAUUUGGCUCUUCAACUAUUGAUUAUAUUUUACAUCAUACUGUUUAUGCUGUUUCU
Messenger RNA from Crotalus tigris (Tiger rattlesnake), 1827 nucleotides. Its product is annotated as olfactory receptor 13A1-like. The transcript has 2 exons. Gene Ontology annotation, molecular function: G protein-coupled receptor activity; olfactory receptor activity. Bases 118 to 1086 code for a protein of 322 amino acids. Gene Ontology annotation, cellular component: membrane. The record is from RefSeq and is a predicted model, not a curated record. NCBI's taxonomy places the organism in Eukaryota, Metazoa, Chordata, Lepidosauria, Squamata, Viperidae. Gene Ontology annotation, biological process: G protein-coupled receptor signaling pathway.